Xiphophorus couchianus (Monterrey platyfish) is the source of this 816-nucleotide messenger RNA. RefSeq names its product MAP7 domain-containing protein 3-like. The record is from RefSeq and is a predicted model, not a curated record. The transcript is spliced from 3 exons. Lineage: Eukaryota; Metazoa; Chordata; Actinopteri; Cyprinodontiformes; Poeciliidae. Bases 1 to 816 code for a protein of 271 amino acids.
AUGAACAACUGGGACAAAAGGAGAUCCUGGGCUAAGCCAAGCAUUAGCACUGAGGCUAAGACAAGCAUUAGCACUGAGGCUAAGCCAAGCAUUAGCACUGAGGCUAAGCCAAGCAUUAGCAUUGAGGCUAAGACAAGCAUUAGCAUUGAGGCUAAGCCAAGCAUUAGCACUGAGGCUAAGCCAAGCAUUAGCAUUGAGGCUAAGCCAAGCAUUAGCAUUGAGGCUAAGACAAGCAUUAGCAUUGAGGCUACGCCAAGCAUUAGCAUUGAGACAAGCAUUAGCACUGAGGCUAAGACAAGCAUUAGCAUUGAGGCUAAGCCAAGCAUUAGCACUGAGGCUAAGACAAGCAUUAGCACUGAGGCUAAGACAAGCAUUAGCAUUGAGGCUAAGCCAAGCAUUAGCACUGAGGCUAAGACAAGCAUUAGCAUUGAGGCUAAGACAAGCAUUAGCAUUGAGGCUACGCCAAGCAUUAGCAUUGAGGCUAAGCCAAGCAUUAGCACUGAGGCUAAGCCAAGCAUUAGCAUUGAGGCUAAGACAAGCAUUAGCAUUGAGGCUAAGCCAAGCAUUAGCAUAGAGGCUAAGCCAAGCAUUAGCACAGAGGCUAAGCCAAGCAUUAGCACUGAGGCUAAGACAAGCAUUAGCAUUGAGGCUAAGACAAGCAUUAGCAUAGAGGCUAAGACAAGCAUUAGCACAGAGGCUAAGCCAAGCAUUAGCACUGAGGCUAAGACAAGCAUUAGCAUUGAGACUAAGACAAGCAUUAGCAUUGAGGCUAAGACAAGCAUUAGCACUGAGGCUAAGACAAGCAUUAGCAUUUAG